Molecule: messenger RNA, 3107 nt
Organism: Limulus polyphemus (Atlantic horseshoe crab)
Lineage: Eukaryota; Metazoa; Arthropoda; Merostomata; Xiphosura; Limulidae
Exons: 9
Coding region: 897-3107 (736 amino acids)
Biological process (GO): autophagosome assembly; protein localization to phagophore assembly site; mitophagy
Cellular component (GO): extrinsic component of membrane; cytosol; Atg1/ULK1 kinase complex
Source: RefSeq, a predicted model, not a curated record
AAUGGCUGUAGUCGUGUGUCCUGUAUCAGUUAACGAGUGUGGUAGAGAGAGUUUUGCUUUUACAUUUCGUUGAAAAUAUGCUAAAGCAAUUUUUUUUUAUACAGUAUCAGUUUGAAUAACAACAGCCCUUAUGACUUUAGAUCUCUUUUUACAAAGGGUUUAAACGCAAGUUUAUUGCACAAAGAUUCAGUGAAAUAGAGGAUAUGUUUAUUGAGAUUUCAAGUGCUUGUUUACUCAAUGCUAACGAGCAAAGUACGCGUGAGCAUGUGGACUGGACACAGUGACAUUAUUCUUCUUUCUGUGUUAAGUAACUGAUAAAUAAGAUAACAGACUAGAUAAGUAAGCAAACUAUACUAGAAAUAGAAUAUAUUAUAUAGUACUAGUAGUAGUACACCAAGAAUUGGAGUACGACGCGGAAGGUACAGUGUGAAUGAAAGAGAAAACAAAAAUGCUGUAUUUGUGGAUCCUUCAGUUUGGUAGCGUCUGCAUUAUUCCAAAUCCAAGUCGAUCAAACUCAAACUUGUGAAAGUCAAACUAGCUGUCUUUUGUAUCUAAGUAAUUUUAAAUACGGUGUUACUGUUAGGCCUGCAGUGAUAAUGAUAUAUAUUAUGCAGUCCACGUUUUAAUCAAUCUAUUCAGUCAGUGUUAGGAUUUUAAGUUUAACAAUUUAAGUCUUAAGUAUUUUUCUCAGGCAAACAUUGGUGUGCCAAAGAAGAUUUAUUAAUUACUAUGAUAGGUCAAGUCAGAAGUAAUCUUUUUAAAUUAUGUCAAAUUUCAAAGUAAGCUACAUUUGAGACUGUAAAGUGUAACUUGUAAGUACAUAAAUACAUGUAGAGUUCAAGUGAAGCCUUAACUUAAAAUUUUACAUUUACGUUUAAAUUACAAUUUAAUGUAUAAUGAUGUCUGUAAAAGCUAAACUUUCAUCUCAUGAUCGUCAUGACCUGGAAAAGUUCAUGAAAUUUCUAGCAAUUAAAGCAGUUCAAGUAAUAGUGCAGUCAAGAUUAGGAGAACGAAGCAAGACCAAAUCAAAACCUUAUUCCCGUGGAGCAGAAUGGUUUAAUGUAGCCAUCAAAGACUUGCCUGAAGUUCAAACAGAAGCAAAAAAGGUUCUGGCUAAUGGACUUCCCAUGUUUGGUGCAAAUAUGUGUACAGAAAUAUCCUUAAAAACUGUUGAUGGAGAUACAUUAGUAUUAGAAACUUGGAGCAUAGGAAUGACUGAAAAAACUGAUCCAAUGGCAAAAGUCAUUCCUACUGUAUAUAACCGAAUGAGUCUUCUCUUGAAGUCACUUAUUGCUGUAUCACGUGUAACACCAGCUUACAAACUGUCAUCCUGUCAGGGUUCCGAUUCAUAUGUCAUUUGUUAUAAAGUGUAUAUGGGAGAUAUUCAGAACAGUCAACUUGGUGAAGGAUACCAGGAAGCUAGAAUUGGUCAAGUGGGUACACCAGUAGGCACAAUCACCCUUAACAUAGCCUACCGCACUAAAUUAGCCAUUACGCCUCGGCAACCUGCUCGACAAUCUCCAAUUAUGUUGAAGAGUGAUUAUUUUAAACCAGAUCAUAGUCCAAAACACAAGCACAGAGCUCAAGGAAUGAAUGGAAGAGUAGUGGAAUUAAAUCAACUUGAACAACCCCCUACUUUCAAAGAUCAUAUUAAUCAACCACAAAAAAAUGACAAUCCAAAAACCGUUCCUAAAGAGCACUGCAAUGUAGAACAGCCAGAAUCUGUAAAAUAUGACAAAAAUAAAGCUAACAGCAUUAUUUUAAAUGGCACAGAAGUCCCUAAGAGUUCAGGAGGGAGGAUGAAUGAACAUGAUAAACGUACUCAAAAGGAUGAGAUGCUUACUAAUGGGUCUAUUAUGAAGUUUAUAAAAUUUGAAGAGAUGAAGGUGGGAGCUUUUGCUCCUUCAAAAGUUCCAGAAUCUGCUUUCCUAAAUUUUCUGUUGCCAGAUGCUCCAUUCCAGAGCCUUCUAAACCAUGACAAAGAUGCAAACUUAGGGUUUACAAACCAGAGAUGCCAGGAAAAUCAAACAUUUACCUUAGAUAAGAAGCAUGGAGAGAACAAUGUAAAUGAAGAUACAGUAUUAGCUGGUAAAAGCUCAAAAAACUCUAGGACAGAUAAAUCUCUAGACAUGAAUCAGAAUACACUUGAUUUGGCACAUCAGAAGUCUGUUUGGAUGGAAGAUUCUGUUUGUGAUGAUUUUGUUCUUGUUGAUUUGGUGUCUAAUAUUUAUAUGGGUAACUCUACUAUGUUUAACCCUUUCACUGCCGUAUGUGACUUAAGUCGAAUUCCUGACAUAGUUCCAUUUACCGACUUAGAAUUGAGUGAAUUUGGCAAUGACGAUUGGGAAAACAGUGACACAGAUACCGAUAAUGCUGUAAGUAAUGAUAAUACACAUGAUGUUGCACAUUCGUACAGUGAUGAUGAUGAUGGUAGCCAAGGGGGUAUGGCUGUUGCUGAUCAUGAGUGGGUCAUAGAUGAUGAUUAUGACAAUUAUAUCCCAAUUUGGUGCCCAGCUUAUGCCAAAAGGCCUGGCCCUGUGAUUCCACCUUUGCCUGACAGUAACCACCAUGAUAUAUUAGAUCUUAGAAAAGUUAAUUAUGCGGUAGAUUAUGACUAUAAAGUAGAACUAUUACAGAGAAUGCAGUUGCCAUUUGAGUUAGCUAACGAACAUUUAACUAAAACUGCUGAGAGUAGAGAGAAACAAAGUCCAGUUAAUUUUGAGAUCCAAGAAAUCUAUGGAAAAGGUAAACAACUAGUACAUGUCAAUAGGUUGAAGAAAGUAAAAGGUUAUAAACCUUAUCAAUAUGAGUGUGUAACAGAUGAAACUAAGAAACAGGAACAAGAUAAGAGUGUUCUUGAAGAGACUGAUAACUUAGGUGAGUUUGAUUUGUCUUAUGAUGUUGAGGAAGAAAUAUUAGAACCAGAACCAGAAGCACUAGAGUUAGAAGAUGGUGAAAGUGUUGUACUAGGUGAUGAAGUAAUAACAACAGAAAAUACCCCAGUUAGUAGUAGCAACAGUGAAGGUAGUACCGCAGUAACUGAGGCUAAUACCCCUAGUACCCCAAUGAUAACACAAGCUGAUACAGUGACCCAUGAUCCCAUAUAA